Molecule: messenger RNA, 3309 nt
Organism: Ictalurus punctatus (channel catfish)
Lineage: Eukaryota; Metazoa; Chordata; Actinopteri; Siluriformes; Ictaluridae
Gene: esco1
Product: establishment of sister chromatid cohesion N-acetyltransferase 1
Exons: 10
Coding region: 121-3057 (978 amino acids)
Biological process (GO): mitotic sister chromatid cohesion
Cellular component (GO): nucleus; chromatin
Molecular function (GO): protein-lysine-acetyltransferase activity
Source: RefSeq, a predicted model, not a curated record
CUGUUGACUUCUUAUGCGUUUUGCGUGCGUUUAUGUGUGUCUUCGGGGUUUCCGGCAAGCGAUCCUCUACUGAAGGAACCGCUUCUGAAUGGCCGUCCGCAGUAUUCCAUUUUCACUAGAAUGCCAUGUCAAAAACGAAAAAUGCAAUCUACUGAACCUGAAGAUAAUAAGAAACAGGUGGCCCCGAGUCUGACCGCGUCCGAGAAGCCUGGCCGAACACCCCUGCGGCCCACGAGGUCCCAAAGGUUAGGAGCGCCACAGAAGAAAGUUUCCGUUAAGUCCAAAAGAAAAUCUUCAACACAGCUAAGAGAUGAUGUGGAAAACCCGCCUCGUCGCUCGUCUAGACUGAAAACGCCUUCAAAUAAGGUGACCGGUGUGAAAAGGAGAAAAACAUCAAUCAAAUCUGCAGUGGCGAAGGAACCAGGCUCCAAAAUCAGUAUUAAAGCUUCAAACAAAGACGGGGAUAAAUUGUGUCUGACUUCACCUGUCCUUAAAAAAGGAAGCAAGAAAUAUUCUUCAAGAGUGAAGAAGGAUAAAUGUCAGUCUCCGCUUUCGGAAGCAGCUUGCACGGUGUCGGCAGUGAUGUACCCUGUAUUAAUAGAGCACAGCUAUGGUCAGCCUCCUGAUUCGCACAGUGAAGAAACAACACUGCCAGACAAAAACAAAGCUGGAGGAAUCACCCAUUUUGGUCUUGAUCUGAAUGAUGAUCAUGAUGCUGCAGUGUUUCAUUCAGUGACCCAAGUGAGUCAGUCUUCUGAGGCUAAAACAACAAAAACUAUAUCACUCGAGGAACAGGAAGAACUCUCCGCUGACCCCAUUGGGAAAAUCACUGUAAAUUUAGAUGCUGGAGUAGGUGUGAUGAGAGAGCCUCCCCUACAAACAUUUUCUAAUGCCGUUCAAGAAACUAGCUUGAACAAGCGUGAGUUAAAUAGUGAAAACAUCUCGGAUAUUGAUGCAUUUGCCAUGGUGAAUACGUAUUUUCUACAGGAUACUCUACAGAAUCUGGUGGUCUGUGACGCUCCUGGCAUGACGCAGGGCUCUCCGACCUCAGAAACACUGGACGAUAUUGAGAUUGAACACUGUGUGGUUGAGAUUGAAACGUUGGACGACGUCCCUGGUGACCUCAGUGCCUUAGACAAUAACGAGCUGCCCUGCCAGGACUUGCAGGAAUCGACAGGACUCGAAGAAACCAGCAAAGCUGUGGUAUGCAAGGAGAGUACAUCACCUCCUUCUCUUCCACAAGACAGUGCAAAAGACACCACACAAGGUUCCCUCGCACAGGCCAGUGCAGAACCGCCCAAAAAGCAAGCAAUGAACCCUCAGGCCAGAACCAAGGCUCGGCUGGCAGCAAUGGCUAGGGAGAGAGCAGCUGCUGCAAAGAGGCCACCCCCCAAGCAGCUCAACCUCCUAGCUCUGUGUGAGGAAAUCGCAGACGACAUCGCGUCUGACACGGCGGCAGCGAAAGAAGAGAAUACAGAAGAAAGCAUUCAAUCCAGCGAGAUGAUUCCGAGUAAAAACGAGGUAGAGAAUGCGACAGUUCCCACCGUUUCCAGUGACCUGCCCAUCCCAGAAAGCCUCACCGAGGAGACAUCGGAACCCAAGGCACACGAGAGUACGCCCAAGAAACGCUUUUUCCUCAGCCAAGUGUCCGUCCCCCUUAAAACCCAAGAGAAAAAGAAGCUGUCCCGAUUCCAGAAACUGAGGCAGGUUGAGCUGCAGAGGGACAAACUGACAUGGACGCGUGUUAAAAAACUGAAAUCGGAUCAGGCUAGUCAGGACGACGCGAAAGACUCCACAGAGACUUCACCCGUUUCAGUAUCGACCUGUCAAGCGAGCCCUCCUCCUCCCCCUCCUCCUCCUCAUUCUCCUCCUCAUUCUCCCACACCACUUGCUCCAGCAAACUUGUUAAAAGUGGGAUCGAGCGAGUGCAAGAGGACACUCCCGGCCGUGGCGCCACCCAUGCCCAAUGGUAUUACCAGUUUAAAGCCUAGGCCUGUUGUGGAGUAUAAGCCAUAUAAUCCCAGACCAAAAUACUCACCAGAUGACUUUGAGCUGGAUGAGCCAGGUGAAGAUACUAGCAAGCCAGCCGUUCCCAAACAGGAGGGCAGAAUGGAACAACCCUCAUCUUUGGCUGUAGAGUCCUCUAGAACACCGGGAAAGCACAUAUGCAGCAAGACCCCUACAGCGUCGACAGGUAUCAAGUCCUCUAACCAGCAAGACGGGUCUCCUACGACACCAACGGAAAAUUCAGAAGGCAAAAACAGGGGCAGCUGUGGCAGUGGGUCAGACGCAGAGCUUAGGAAUGAGGUUACGGAUAAUUUAAGGGCUGCAAGCCUCGAAGGAGAGCAAAAAACCCCCGAGAAGAACCAGAACGCAUUUGGAGCCACGACUUGCAAUGUGUGUGGGAUGCUGUAUUCUCCUUCCACCACCGAGGAUGAGACCCAGCACCUGCUCUUCCACAACCAGUUCAUCAGUGCCGUCAGAUAUGUGGGUUGGAAGAAGGAGAGGAUUUUAGGGGAAUACCCAGAUGGCAAGAUUAUACUUGUUCUCCCAGAUGACCCUAAAUACGCACUGAAAAAGGUGGAGGAGAUAAGAGAAAUGGUGGACAAUGAUCUGGGAUUCCAGCAAGUGGAGACUAAGGUCCCUUCCCAGACCAAAACCUUCCUCUUCAUUUCAAAUGACAAGAAGGUGACUGGGUGUCUGAUCGCUGAACACAUUCAGGAGGGUUACAGGGUGAUCGAAGAGCCAGUGCCAGAAGGAUCCGAGAGGGAGAAGGUGAUGUUUGAGCGCCAGAGGGCCUGGUGCUGCUCUACUGUUCCAGAGCCAGCAGUUUGUGGGAUCAGUCGCAUUUGGGUUUUCAGCAUGAUGAGGAGGAGAGGCAUUGCAUCACGAAUGAUCGAGUGUCUCAGGAACAAUUUCAUCUAUGGGUCGCAUUUAAGCAAAGAUGAGAUCGCUUUCUCAGACCCGACACCUGACGGCAAGCUUUUUGCUACUCAUUACUGUGGAACCUCACAGUUUCUGGUGUACAACUUCAUCAGUGGGACACGUUCAAACUGACGACACUCAUAAACGGACCCAGCACUUUCACAAAGUCCCUCCCCUCGAAUAUUACAGCAAUUUUAGAGGAACAAUGUCAACCGUUGCAUCCAAACACAAAAUGGACCCAAGAAAACGGAGCUACACCUGGGAAGAUUUUAGCAGCUUUUACUAAUAAGAGGCACGGGCUUAUCGUUGGCGAGCUUCUUUUAAAAAGAAUGUUGAUCAUGUCGGAUACUUAUUUUUAAAAAUACAUAUCCUAAUAUAAUUUCA